Molecule: messenger RNA, 2076 nt
Organism: Clonostachys byssicola
Lineage: Eukaryota; Fungi; Ascomycota; Sordariomycetes; Hypocreales; Bionectriaceae
Source: the annotation of a GenBank genome assembly
AUGGCAUCUACUUCGCCUACACCUAGCGGAGAAUCAGCCAUUCACCAUGAUUCUGCUGUCAACUUUUUCACGACUACUGAUGGCACGAGAUACGCUUAUGAUUAUAAACCAGCCCAAGAAUCAAGGCCCACUUUCCUCUUUCUUCACGGAUAUCCUUCCUCUCGCAAGGACUGGGAACGCCAAAUCACCACCGUGACUGCGGCAGGCUUCGGGGCUAUUGCUCCUGACAUGCUGGGUUUUGGCUCCUCUGACCUACCGACAGCUCCCGAGGAUUAUAAAGGCAAGCGAUUGGCUAGCCACAUCGCUGAGCUCCUUGACUCCAAAGGCCUGGCAAAGGUGAUUGGCGUGGGCCAUGAUUGGGGCUCUGCAGUACUUUCGCGGGUGGCAAUGUACCACCAAGAUAGGUUCCAGAAGCUGGUGUUUCUAAACGUGGGCUACCAGUCUGCGGGCUUCUUUGACAUUGAUGCUAUUAAUGCCUUGGGCUUGGCUCAGUGGGGGUACAUGCCUUUCGGAUACUGGUACUUCUUCGAUCGCUAUGAUGCUGGCUCAGUCAUCAGGAAUCAUCUGGAUUCUUUCUUCAACCUCAUCUUCCCCGAGAAUUACGAAACUUGGAAAACCUCAUUUGUUCCAGUUGGUGCCGCACGCGCUUGGCUCAAUGCCGAUACUCGAACUGGGGACGCGCCUUUCGUGACGGAAACCUUCAAGGCGAAUUGGAAGGCAUUCUUGAGCCGUCCAGGCGCUACUGAGUCUGGUCUGAACUGCUACAGAUCACAGCUUCGGGGUGUGAAUGCGGCCGACGAUGACAAGCUCACCGUUGAGGAUCAGCAGCUGCACGUGCCUGUCUUGGCCAUUUUAGGAGCCUUGGAUCCCAUUGCUCGGCCCGAGUUGAUGAUCCAGUUGACCAAACCCUGGGCAUUGGGCGGAUUCGAGAGCAAAAUACUCGACGGCGGACACUGGCUGGCUCAUGAGUUGCCUGAACAACUCCGUUGCACCGGGAGCCGGGCAUGCUGUGACAAGUGUAAAGCCCACGGCGUUCUGUGUAUCAUCCCGCCGGCCCCUCGGACCAAGAGAGCUGCUGCUCGUACCGUGGCAAGGGAGAGACGGGUGGCGGAGGAGCAUGCUGUAUCAAUUACGGAAUCAGUGGGCUUGAACCUCUCAGACAGCUUGCAAUCUCUCCCGACACCAGACAAGGACACCUCUCCUCCGGCACCUACGUUACAAGGUACUGCGUUCCACUUGAAUUCUAAGCAAGAUGAUUGGGGCAUCGAUAUUGGAGCCUUCGGCAAGGAUUUAGUUACAAUCGACUCUCAUGACUUCAUGGGAUUCAACAACCCAAAGACUUAUGACUUGGUACCGCAGGAUGUUCCAGAAUGGUCAAACCCACCACCACCACUAGGUGGCGUCUGUCCGUGUCUAAACGAUUUGGUUGGGAUCGUGCAAAAGCUCGACGACGACGAGUACAAGCUCCGCACUCUUGCCUUCGAUCAGGUUCUCAAGCUCCAGAAAUUCCUGCUCUUUCACUGCCUCGCGCCACUCGACUGCAAAAGCUGCAACAGUCUAGCAAAAGCCCACACGGUGGUGCUCAUCAUAUGCGAGAGGGUAACGGAGAUGUUCCUCUGCCUGGGACGACGGGUCGCAAACACCCGCCCUCACCUCGUGGAAGGAGACAAGCUCGAAGCGAACCCAUGCUAUCCGAUCGACACAGUUAACGGUCCAGCAUUCUUCUCAUUCAAGAAGAAGAUGAUGGUCCCGGACAGCCCUGGCAACUCAUCACACACACUGGAGGGUGAAGUAGGCCGGGACGGCGUGGUCGUCGUGUGCAACCCGGAGAUGUUCUCGCCCGACUUUCGGGAGCAGUACUCGACCGAGGAGCAGUUCCACAUGAUCCGGGUCCUUGCGAAGAUACAGAUGAAGAACUUCAAUCAGCUGCUGAUGCGGAUUGGAAAGAUGCCGCAGUCGACGCGCAGCGAGGCCAGGAUGGAUAAGAUUCACGCAUUGACUAACCGGCUUGAGGAGGCUACUGCGGUCAUGGAGGAGGGGUUUGAUGCAAUAAUGGAGUCGAUGGAUGCGUUGUAA